AUGGGUCGUAAACUGUUGAAAGAUUUGACGGAAGAAGAAAAAUUAGAACGUGUAGCACGUCGAAAGGAGCAAUUGAAAAAAGCGAAAUUAACAUAUAACGCAAAAUUGACUGCGGAACAACUGAAUAAAAAACGAGAAAAGGACAGAGUUGAAAAUCAGACGGUGGAACAAGUAGAGACAAAACGAGAAAACAAUAGGAAUGAGAAUUUGACAGUGGAACAGUUGGAAAAAAAACGGGAAAACAAUCGAAAUGAGAAUUUGACGGAAGGGCAGAUCGUGAAGAAGCGAAAGCGUGCGGCUGAGUCAACGACACGGACUCGAGCAAAAAAACAAAAACUGCUGUUGGGAGCAAUGUAUGAAUCAGGGCAGAAAGUCGAGUAUAAAGAUACGGGAGACAUGACCGUCGAAUGCGGUCACUGUGGAGCUCUGUCGUUUGACGCUGAACGGUCGUCAAAAAAUAGCUGUUGUCAUGGAGGGAAAAUUUCACUCCCGCCUUUAGACAACUAUCCGGAAGAAUUGGUCAAUCUGCGUAAUGCCAAUGGUGAGAUUGGACGACAUUUUAGAGAAAAUAUUCGAGUUUACAACAAUCUGUUUGCGUUUGCGUCAUUCAAUGCGCAAAAUUGUGACAUGAAAGGUGGUGGGCCGUAUGCAAUGAGAAUUGUAGGUGAGGCACAUCUCAAAGCCACAACUUCACUCAAAGCCGCCGCAAAUAGGCAAGCCCAAUUUGGUCAAAUUUAUAUUUAUGACAGCGGUGAGGCUUUACACCAGAGAUCUAAGGAGGUUAAGCGUGAGGAUGUGUUGACGAUUAUACAGCCGAUAUUGAAUAAGAAUCCAUAUGCAGAUAAAUUUCGGACAUUGCAUGACAUUCAGGAAAAGAACCAAGACCAAGAGUAUUCUUUGUGUUUUUAUACGCGUGCAGAGGAUCACGCGCGUGUCUAUAAUAAACCGACAUGUGAUGAAUUAGCUGCCAUCAUAUCGAGCAAAGACGGUGCGAUUGAUCGUAAAAUUGAUGUGCGAGUAAAGUAA
This is a messenger RNA of Bactrocera oleae (olive fruit fly), 1026 nucleotides long. RefSeq lists its product as uncharacterized. Lineage: Eukaryota; Metazoa; Arthropoda; Insecta; Diptera; Tephritidae. The record is from RefSeq and is a predicted model, not a curated record.